GACCAGGAUUUCCUUUUCAAAGCACAGGAGACUUUGGAUCAGCAGGAGGAGGAACAGCGACCAAAGAUCAGGCGUAUCAAGAAAAAAAAGAUACCCUUCCAUAUAUGGUUGGCGAAACAGGCCCCUCCUGAAAGUACUGGACCACAAGAUGCUUUACCAGUUUCUGAAAAAGCAUCAAUCUCCAAACUGCAGGAGACAAUCAAUCUGGCAGAGAAGCAGGAGUCCUUUCAGUCUUGCGUUGAAAUUGUCAAUAAGCAAGACACUUCUCUGCCGGAAGAAGUUGAUCAGGAAGAUUUCUUGAAAAAUAAGUCUUUUGCAGAAGAACCUGUGCUUUCCACAGCACAAAUGGUCAGCAAAAAUAAAUCCAUCUCACAAUCAGAGACGAAAGUGGACCAAAAAGUGAAGAAACAGACGGCAAAGACAAAGCGCAACAGGAGGACUCCGCUACUAUGGAAAUGUUUCCCAGAGUCUAACGCUUGCGUGGAUCUAACGUUUUUGACAGAAAAUAGCGACGUCAAUAACAGUCCAAGUUAUCAGACAGCUUUGCCCUGCAGCGACAAAAAGACGUUUUGGAAAGUGUUACCCGACUCAGAACCUUGCAUUGAGCUAAAUUUCCUUGCUGAACAUAUUGAAGACCAAGAUGUUUCAGUUCUGGCAAAACACGGUAAACAGGCGUCGCACCAGUUGCGUUUUCUCCGGGAGUGGGCGGUGUUUGGCAGAGCUCUGCGGCGCUCGGCCUGGGAGCUCCUGGGAAUGGCGUCGGCUCUGCUGCUGCUGCUCCUGGCUUACUCCCACGCAGGACACCUGGUCAGAUAGCAAGCUGAAAGCUUCUCCAUAAGUUUCGUCACAAAGUCCGUUUCGAAGGGAUGGAGGUCCCGCCGUCCCGCUCAUCCUCCACCAGCGACUGCAAGUCCCUGUGUCUGCCCCCGCUGGACAGCCCGGACGCCCCGCCCACGCCGGACAGCAUCGAUGCUGGCUCAGAGGCCUCGUGGCGUCCAGCCUCCUCCAGCCCCUGCAGCCUGAUGGAGGCGCCAAGGGUCAGUCUCGGCCUGGGUCUGGGUUUGGGCCUGGGUCUCAGCCCGGGAGUGCUGGUAGGGGGCACGAGCUGGAGGGAGAGGGCGCAGACUGAAUCCUCUCUGAGGAGGCUGCUCCCAACCCUGGACGCUCUCCUGCAGCAGCUCGACCGAGUCAACAUGGCGACAGAUGAUGUUUACCACAUCGAGUGCAGGCUGGAGCGGACUCAGCGGAAAAGGAGGCGCAGCAGGAGAGAAAGAGGAGAGGACACUCAUGACAGGAAAAGCGAGAGUAAGCGAGGAGGGAAGGGAGACGACAAGGACGUGAAAGAACGAAGGACGGGAAAAGAGAAGCACACCAGGGGCAGAAAGGAGAAAAAGACUGAACUUCCUAGAGAGCCUGCUACCAAAAAGACUCCGGUCGCCACGCCGAUUCCCUUUUCAAAGCCCAGACCUACAUUGGCCUCCGCACAGCCCCACAUCUCGCAGUCAUCGGCCACAGAUAAACCCACCACGAGCACUUCCACUCUCCACAACCCACCCUCCAAAACAGUUUUAGUGGGACCUUACAACUUACUGACCAACCCCCCCUCCGCACCAACCAUUUUUGACCAGUGGUAACCUGGUUUGUAUUCACACUAGCUUAACUUAAUUUAAGACUAACACUUCAAAUGCCAUAUUUACUAAGAUAAUUUCACAGUAUAUUACAUAUCUGAGAACUAACACCUCACCUGGAGCCCUGAAGCUUCAGCCACCUCUCCAUCAUUCUGCUCUGCCCCUUGCUCUGCUGUCUGAGCAUCCUAUGUGAAAAAAUAUUACAUAAUUAACAGAUCUAUUCUACCUCACAUUCAGUGCUGACCUUACU
Molecule: messenger RNA, 1878 nt
Organism: Gambusia affinis (western mosquitofish)
Lineage: Eukaryota; Metazoa; Chordata; Actinopteri; Cyprinodontiformes; Poeciliidae
Exons: 3
Coding region: 867-1634 (255 amino acids)
Source: RefSeq, a predicted model, not a curated record